AUCGAAUUGACCGCGCCUUUCGCGACAAGGAUGCAGGCAAUCCCACACUCGAUCUCAUCCGCCGAACACCGACACCGAUUGCACACCAUACCAGCAUGGUCUCAGCCGACCCCUCGACGCGGUCAUGAAAUCAUUUCUCGGGACCGCCUGGAAACCCCCAAGACCACCAGUCCGCGUCAUUUGGCGAUGGCGCUCUAAGUCGUCUGGCCUUCCCAACCCCAAAUUCCUAAAGAACAGGGACCCAAACCAAUAUGGCGAUGUCGACGCCAAGUUCCUGCGGACCGGCCUGCAAAAUGAGCAGUCGUCGACGCUGCGGCGGCCGGCCUUCAUGAUCCGCCGCAACUACCAGCUCUUCCACAACCUCGUCGAGUCGCGCUUCUCCAAGGUCAUCGAGUCGAUGGGCGCCUGGGCCGACAACAAAGAGGAGUGGCGCUCCUUCGGCAUCAACAACCAGUCCCAGCUGGACCGCGAGGUCGGCCUGUUCAAGAUGGUGCUGGACCGGGCCUUCGAGCUGGCCACCAACGGCAGCAAGACGAGCCGGCAGGACAACCCGCUCUUCUGGAACCUGCGCAACGCCUUCAUCCGCUUCGACGCCGCCGGCCUGGCCCGCGAGCUCAAGUACGCCUUCCAGACCUUCCUGAUGCGCUCCCGCUUCCCCAAGGCCGUCAACGAGCUGCACAUGGCCCUCGCCGACCUCCGCUUCCCCUACGAGUGGUACCCGGCCACCCGGAUGAUGCAGCGCACCAUCCACCUCCACGUCGGCCCCACCAACUCGGGCAAGACGUACAACGCCCUCAAGGCCCUCGAGAACGCGCGCACCGGCAUCUACGCGGGGCCCCUCCGCCUGCUGGCCCACGAGACCUGGAGCCGCUUCCAGGCCAAGAACAAGCCGUGCGCCCUCGUCACCGGCGAGGAGGUGAGGAUACCGGCCGACACCGACACCUGGUUCCACAGCUGCACCGUCGAGAUGACGCCGCUCAACGCAAGGGUCGACGUCGCCGUCAUCGACGAGAUCCAGAUGAUCGCCAACGACGAGCGCGGCUGGGCCUGGACCCAGGCCUUCCUCGGCGUCCAGGCCAAGGAGGUCCACCUCUGCGGGGAGGAGCGGGUCGUGCCGCUCAUCCAGGACCUGUGCGCCCGCAUCGGCGAGAAGUGCAUCGUCCACCGCUACGAACGGCUGAACCCGCUCCAGGUCAUGGACAAGAGCAUGAAGGGCAGGUUCGGCAACCUCCAGAAGGGCGACGCCAUCGUGGCCUUCUCCAAGGUCAGCAUCCACCAGCUCAAGGCGGGCAUCGAGAAGGAGACGGGCCGCAGGUGCGCCGUCGUCUACGGCAGCCUGCCGCCCGAGACGCGCGCCAGCCAGGCGGCGCUCUUCAACGACCCCAACAACGACUACGACUUCCUCGUCGCCAGCGACGCCAUCGGCAUGGGCCUGAACCUCGAGGUCAAGCGGGUCAUCUUCGAGUCCAGCUUCAAGUUCGACGGCACCGCCUUCCGGCCCCUCACCAUCCCCGAGAUCAAGCAGAUCGGCGGCCGCGCCGGGCGCUACCGCACCGCCGCCCAGGAGAUGACGGGCGACACGUCCAAGCCGGCCCCGGGCCUCGUCUCGGCCCUGGACGACGAGGACCUCCAGAUGAUCAACGACGCGUUCCAGACCGAGGCGCCGCCCAUCCCGACCGCCGGCAUCUUCCCUCCCCCGUCCGUCAUCGAGCGCUUCCACUCCUACUUCCCGCCCCGGACGCCCAUCAGCUUCGUCCUGGCCCGCCUGCGCGAGAUGAGCCGGCUGUCCCCGCGCUUCCACAUGUGCGACUUCAGCGUCGUGCUGCAGAUCGCCGACAUCAUCCAGCCCUACGACCUGAGCGUGUCGGACCGCUGCGUCUUCCUGCACGUGCCCGUCAACCUGCGCGACCCCAGGCAGGUCAGCGCGCUGCAGGCCUUUGCCAAGUGCGUCGCCGAGCUCGGCAGCGGCCGCCUGCUCGACUUCGACGUCAUCGACCUCGAGGUCCUCGACGAGGUCCGCCCCAGCCUGCCCUCGGAGCAGGUCACGUACCUGCACCGCCUCGAGUCGCUCCACCAGACCAUCACCAUGUACCUGUGGCUGAGCUACCGCUACCAGGGCGUCUUCCAGAGCCAGGGGCUCGCCUUCAAGGUCAAGGAGAUGGUCGAGGAGAAGAUUGCCGACCACCUCGAGAAGCUGAGCUUCGUCGAGGACCUGCAGCGCACCAAGAGACAGCGCAUGCGCAAGAUGGCCAAGAAGAUCGAGAAGAAGGAGAGGACCCUGCUGGGCCCGGACGAGGAUCAGCUCAUCGGGCCGCACGAUGAGGGGCUGGGCGAGUGGGUCGAGGGUGGGCAGGAGCCCAUGUUCGAGGGGGAGGUGGAUGAGGCCGGGCCCGUGGCCGGGGCCGUGGCAGUGCCCGAAGAAGGAGGCAAGAAAGGUGAGGUGUCCGCGCGGGCCUGAGGGUGGAAGGAGGGGGGGGGUUCGUGUCUGUAUAAUAUGAUAAGUCGGCGGAUAGAUUUUGUACGUAUACUUUUUGUUGUAGGAUACGGCUUUUGCAUAAGCGUCAGGAAUGGUUUACACGGAUCUCGGUACAAGAGUACAAAUAAAACGAAAGAGGGAGUCAACCGCUAUGCUCGGGUGAUCUGCGAUAACUUUCUUAGCUCUGAAAACAGCGUUUGCUCUCUUCAGGGACACGUUCCCGACUGCUAUGCCCCUAUCCGCUCCUUCAUUGCCCGGCCUUCUUCUGCUGAGGACCUCUACCACAAGCGGGUUCCGCUCCUCUUUGCAAAGUUCCUUUUUGUCGGGGGA
Messenger RNA from Thermothelomyces thermophilus ATCC 42464, 2806 nucleotides. RefSeq lists its product as uncharacterized. Gene Ontology annotation, biological process: mitochondrial RNA 3'-end processing; RNA catabolic process. The coding region runs from base 125 to 2458 and encodes 777 amino acids. Gene Ontology annotation, molecular function: RNA helicase activity; ATP binding; hydrolase activity, acting on acid anhydrides. Lineage: Eukaryota; Fungi; Ascomycota; Sordariomycetes; Sordariales; Chaetomiaceae. Gene Ontology annotation, cellular component: mitochondrial degradosome. The transcript has 2 exons. The record is from RefSeq and is a predicted model, not a curated record.